Messenger RNA from Vigna angularis (adzuki bean), 2601 nucleotides. RefSeq names its product cyclin-T1-3. Gene Ontology annotation, biological process: positive regulation of DNA-templated transcription, elongation; regulation of transcription by RNA polymerase II. Lineage: Eukaryota; Viridiplantae; Streptophyta; Magnoliopsida; Fabales; Fabaceae. The coding region runs from base 330 to 2162 and encodes 610 amino acids. Gene Ontology annotation, molecular function: cyclin-dependent protein serine/threonine kinase activator activity. The record is from RefSeq and is a predicted model, not a curated record. Gene Ontology annotation, cellular component: cyclin/CDK positive transcription elongation factor complex; nucleus. The transcript has 7 exons.
AAAAUAUCAGGGUUAGUGUACAUGUUUGCCUCCAUAGUGUUUUUAUUCCCUCUCCAUUUCGGCUGUAAACCCUAACUUUAAAAUUCCCAAAAUAUCUCUUCUUUCUUCUUCUUCCACACUUUGAUACAGUUAACCACCAAUUUCUCCUCUCUCUGUAAACACGCUGGGGCUUGGAACUCCACGAUUUUGGUUUUCUGUUGUCGCUGCUCGCCGAUAAAAUUGGCUUUGUUCUUUCCAAAUUCGUCUUGGACAGUCAAAUUGAACUGUUCUUUAGUUCUUUUACUGCAGUUUAAACAGAUAUACAUCAAAACUAAGUUUCAUCAGAACUUAUGGCUGGAUUGUUGCUUGGUGAUGCAUCUCAUCAUGGAACUUCUCAAGGUGUUUCUCAAAGAUACUCUCAAGAGAAGUCAGAGGAUGGCUCAAGAUGGUACUUUUCUAGGAAGGAAAUUGAAGAAUACUCACCAUCCAAACAAGAUGGCGUAGAUUUGAAGAAAGAAACUUACCUACGCAAAUCAUACUGUACAUUUCUGCAAGACUUAGGCAUGAGACUUAAAGUACCUCAAGUAACUAUUGCUACUGCCAUAAUAUUUUGUCACCGAUUCUUUCUAAGGCAGUCCCAUGCAAAGAAUGACAGGAGGACCAUUGCAACAGUAUGCAUGUUUCUUGCUGGGAAGGUUGAAGAAACUCCUCGUCCAUUAAAAGAUGUAAUUCUUAUUUCAUAUGAAAUUAUACACAAGAAGGAUCCAGCGGCAAUUAUGAGAAUAAAGCAGAAGGAAGUGUAUGAACAGCAUAAAGAAUUAAUCUUACUUGGAGAGAGGGUUGUCCUUGCAACUCUUGGUUUUGAUCUGAAUGUGCACCAUCCUUAUAAACCUCUUGUUGAGGCAAUAAAGAAAUUCAAAGUUGCUCAAAAUGCCCUUGCUCAAGUUGCGUGGAACUUUGUAAAUGAUGGACUUCGGACAUCACUUUGCUUGCAAUUUAAGCCGCAUCACAUCGCAGCUGGGGCCAUAUUCCUUGCUGCCAAGUUUCUGAAGGUGAAGCUCCCAUCAGAUGGGGAGAAGGUCUGGUGGCAAGAAUUUGAUGUCACUCCACGCCAAUUGGAGGAAGUGAGUAAUCAAAUGUUGGAGCUGUAUGAACAAAAUAGAAUGCCACCUUCCAAUGAUGUUGAAGGAGGUGGGACUUCUAAUCGAGCCACUGCAAAAGCUCCAGCUAAUAAUGAUGAAACUUCAGCUGCAAAGAGUAAUCCCCAGAGUGGAGCGACUAGAAUUGAAACAUCGAAGCCUGUGUCUUCUGUGGCUGCGUUUGAUUCAUCAGUCCCAAAUCAUGUUGGGCGCCCCCUCUCAAAUCAUGGUAGAAUUGGUGAUUAUGGGAGCGCAGAAAUGAAACACAGGGUGGAAGGUGAUGCCAAAGGCAAUCAACAUCCCGAGUGGGAAUCAAUACAAUUUAAGGAAAACUUACAUGAAACUCAAGACAUGGCUAAAUCUCGAUCUGAUAAUGGUGACAAAGAGCUGGAAAACAAUGCUGGAGGGACAGAAACAAAAGAACCUACUGAUUUGAAAGAUAAACAUAGUAGCAGAAACCUAGAUAACAGAGAGGGUGCAUUUAGCCGGCCUCCUCAGGAAGCCAUUAAGAAAAUUGAUAGGGAAAAGGUAAAGGCUGCAUUAGAAAAACGAAGGAAAGCAGCUGGUCAUAUUACUAAGAAAACAGAUGUCAUGGAUGAUGAUGAUCUCAUUGAGAGGGAACUGGAGGAUGGAAUUGAACUUGCUCCUCAGAGCGAGAAGAAUAGGGAUAAGAGGCAAAACUGGUCUAAGCCCUCUGACAGGUCGGAUUAUGAGAACAUGCAUGGAAGACAUCAAGAUUAUGCAGACGAGCAAAAUCAAGGAGGAAAAGGUCUAUCUUCAUAUGAACAAGAUCUAAGUGCUGUUGAAGAAGGGGAGGUAUCUGCGCUUGAUGACAUUGGCCUUCCAUCACCCAAGUCAAGCAAUCGCAAGAGAAAACCAGUAAGCUCCCCCGAAAGAGGGAUGGAGGGGAAGCAACGGCAUAACUAUGGCCCUGGACCUCACCACAAUAGUCGAUACGAUUAUGUGGAGGAUCGAAACAAGGUCAGUCGGCUAGGCCAUACUGAAAGGGACAGCAAACGGCAUGUACAGGAAAACCAUGUUUAAUUUUUUUCUGGUAUGAUGCAGCCGCCUUUUUUAGCCUUCCAUUAAGUCAGGUCUAUUUGUUUGAAGGACUUGAACACAUUCAAUUUUGCUGGAGGGACCAAUUUCAUUUACUCAGUAUAUGGGCAUAUGGGAAAAUUGUAAAGUAGAAAGAGAAGGGUUAUAUAGGUUAUAUCGUUGGACACAAAUCAGAAUGUCCAUUUUCCCGCAAGAUCAUCCAUGGUUUUGAUGAUUACCCCUUUGAAAUAGUAUUAGGUGUGAUCAUAAACUCAGCCUAUUUACUAGAUGGAGGAUUCUAAGUGUCAUUUGUCAUAUCCUACCGUUAUUGCCUUCAAAGCCAUGCCUGUUAUGUUUGUAGUACACUUGGAAGUGUAUCUUUCUGAUAUUAUAUUCCCUUUGAAAUAGGGUGCAUGGAUAAUCUUCAUAAUUUUAACACUCGGAU